Messenger RNA from Labrus mixtus (cuckoo wrasse), 3072 nucleotides. Its product is annotated as dual specificity testis-specific protein kinase 2-like. Gene Ontology annotation, biological process: protein phosphorylation; positive regulation of stress fiber assembly; actin cytoskeleton organization. NCBI's taxonomy places the organism in Eukaryota, Metazoa, Chordata, Actinopteri, Labriformes, Labridae. The transcript has 11 exons. Bases 874 to 3072 code for a protein of 732 amino acids. Gene Ontology annotation, molecular function: protein serine/threonine kinase activity; ATP binding. Gene Ontology annotation, cellular component: cytoplasm; nucleus. The record is from RefSeq and is a predicted model, not a curated record.
CCGGGCUGUUUCAUUAUGGUAGCCGUCCCAACUAGCGGCUCGUAAAGCAGGAAUCCAGACGGGAUUAUCAGCAGCAGACACCGCCGAGCUGCCAAGUGAUAUCUCCGGCUACAAUUCACCUCCGACACUCGGACCUCCAUCCAGACCGACGUGAGGAGAGAGGUAACCCGCCGACCGAGUCUCUCUGCCCGCUUGUCAUCUUCAGCUGCAUUUAUUAACGAGACUCUUUAUGGCAGCUGGCUGCACAGCCCUCCUACCCUCCCUGGUGCCAUGCAGCUGCAGCGUCAGUCAUCCCAGCCUCCACACUAACGCAAUGACGGAGGGAACCGAGCCUCCUCACGUACUGACACCAUGCUGAGGAAGCGUUCAAGGGCUGCAGGAAUUCUUAAAACCUUCCGUGGCAGUUUCAUUUAUGAGACUUUCCAAACAUUCCUGUGACGUGGGAGCCGUGUAGAAGCACACCUGCAGCUGGUCUGAACCUGGAGCUGGUCUGAACCUGGAGUCUUGCUAAGGGGCAGUUUGGUUGAUUGGAUGAACAAAUCUGAGAGGAUUGUCGGACUUCAUUUUUCACCUUUACUUCACAUUUUCAAGAGGAUGCUGAACUAAUAAGAAUUGAGACUCGUUAGAGUAGAAUACAUUUUUUUCUGUAUUUGUGAACUAACUUCAGGUCUUCUGCAGCCUUAAUGGACCUGUUCAGCAGGUGUAGUCAGAUAGUUUUGUGGAAAAGUUAAACCCUCAAGUCAAAGCUCGUCCACAUAACUUACGGGAGACGUUGGGAUCAUUCUGAAGCUAUGAUGGGGGCUGCCACUGUCACCUCGUGCAUCCGGACUGCUGCGGUCUAACAGACCUCUUGGGUCAGCCUAUACCAGCACCAUGGAUUACCAUGCUGAGUGCUGCCUCUGUGAUCCAGAGGAGGGUCACGGCGACCCAGACGAACCGCCGCUCCACAGUAUCCAUGCCCCUAACAGGAUGCGCCCAUCCUCAUAUCGAGCCCUGAGGAGCGCCGUUUCCAGUCUGGCUCGCAUCGAUGACUUCUUCUGUGAGAAGAUCGGUUCAGGCUUCUUCUCAGAGGUCUUCAAGGUGCAGCAUCGGAUCACAGGGCAGGUGAUGGCUCUGAAGAUGAACACGCUGGCCAGCAACAAAGCUAACAUGCUUCGAGAAGUGCAGCUCAUGAACAGGCUUUGCCAUCCCAACAUACUCAGGUUUCUCGGGGUUUGUGUGCAUGAAGGUCAGCUCCACGCUCUGACUGAGUACAUAAACGGAGGGAACCUGGAGCAGCUGUUGGACAGCGAUCUGUACCUGUCGUGGGGUGUCAGGAUGGGUCUGUCUCUGGACAUCGCCCGAGGGCUGAAGUACCUGCACAGCAAGGGCAUCUUCCACAGAGACCUCACCUCCAAGAACUGUCUGGUCCGCUGUGAUAACGGCGUGUUCACGGCUGUGGUGGGAGACUUUGGCCUGGCGGAGAAGAUCCCUGAUUACAGUGACUGUGUGGAGAAGCAGCCUCUGGCCAUCGUGGGUUCCCCCUACUGGAUGGCUCCUGAAGUCCUGAGAGGAGAGCUGUACGAUGAGAAGGUGGACGUGUUUGCGUACGGCAUCAUCCUCUGUGAGAUCAUCGCACGGAUUGAAGCUGAUCCAGACUUCUUACCGAGGACAGAGGACUUUGGUCUAGAUGUGGGUGCUUUUGAGAACUUGGUUGGGGAUUGUCCUCCUGUGUUCUUUAGCCUCGCUGUCACCUGUUGUAAUAUGAGUGCAGAGAGGCGUCCCUCCUUCUCCGACAUCGUCUUCACACUGGAGAGCAUAGAGCAAGAAGAAGACGCAGAGAAGCCCAUCGCACUCGAACUUGUGGCAGUAAAUGUCAGUCCAUACCGGCGCCUCAGCUCUCCUGGUCAACCCGGUGACCGCAGCCAGCACCGUCUUGGUGGCUUGGCAAGGAGUCAGUCAGACAUGUUACCUCCAACAACACUGACCCAUCCUCUCCUUGGGACCCCAGCGCGGGUCAACCCCUUCUCCCUCCGACAGGACCUAAACGGGGGGAGGUGUAAACUCUUAGACACGCCCAGCAAGUCUGUCAUCUCCCUGACUUUCACCCUCCCGGCGCUCCGCGACCCUUGUGCCUCCCCCCACCUCCUCAGAGGGAUGCCAGGGUCGAGAGCACCGCCGAGGAGAUGCCAGUCGCUCCCCUGUACCCCUGAGCUCAGCCGGACUGUAGCCUUGCCAAGAGACACAGGGCGUAUGGAGGAGGAAAAGUUUGAGGCCGUCAGAGUGGGAGUCGUUACAGGAAGGACAGGAGAAGAUGAGGAUUACAGCAUGAGGAAGAAAACAUCAGAGAGGGAUGAAAGGGUGCAGGUAGACCCCCUAAAGGUAACCGAGAAGAGAGAGUUGUUAAAGGAGGGGGGUGGGGUGGGACAGGAUUCAGGUUCUUCUGUCGGGUUGGAGACGGUGUCUCUCGAACGGUUAGAGGAGGAAGAGGAAGAUGAGGAGAGUGUAUGUCUAACAGAACCUAUGGACUGUACCAAGUCUCCAGAGCCAGCAGAGGGAGCCUUGGAAUCUACACUUGGUAGAGCCCUGCUCACCUCCACUUCCUCCUCCUUGUUACGGACCAAUGGCUGGCGACUUCCCAUUUCCAACGGACCACCCUCUUUGCCUCCUCUGCCACGACUGGACAACAACAACGGCUCCGCUGCUGUGAUUGGCCAGCAGGUGCAGUGGGGUGGAGGUGGGUGCUCAAAUGGUUACAGCCAAGCCCAAGUCCUCUCCUCGGAGGCCAGUGGCCCCUCUGAGCCGGAUGAGGUAAUUUCCUGUCCUGGCUGCUGUCUGGUGGGUCUGAGUUUCCCCUCGGUGUGCCUCCGUGGUUUAGCUGCCGUGCCUACCCCCCGUCGAAGGGCUUCGUUACCACGGCAGCGCCCCUUCCGGAACCUCAAUGGUACCAUAACUGGUGGCAGCGCUUCAUCAACAACAGCAGCAGCCACAGCAACCAAAGCUCUACUCUGUCGCAGCUCGAACGGACUCGUAGUAGCCGGACCCUCUGUCACAUGUGAGCCAAGCCGGUCCCUGCCAGAGGCCCAGACAUAA